This is a messenger RNA of Medicago truncatula (barrel medic), 1496 nucleotides long. Its product is annotated as serine/threonine-protein kinase SRK2A. The transcript has 10 exons. Gene Ontology annotation, biological process: protein phosphorylation. Gene Ontology annotation, molecular function: protein serine/threonine kinase activity; ATP binding. NCBI's taxonomy places the organism in Eukaryota, Viridiplantae, Streptophyta, Magnoliopsida, Fabales, Fabaceae. The record is from RefSeq and is a predicted model, not a curated record. Bases 126 to 1265 code for a protein of 379 amino acids.
GAUAUGAUUAUGAUUAAGAUGAUGAGAGGCGUGAAAGUGAAGGUGCAGCGGUAUUUUCUUUUCUGAACACGCUUUAGUACAGUACAAGAUCGAUCCGGCGUUGAAAUAGCUAGCACUGAAAGGUGAUGGAGAAAUACGAGGUGGUUAAGGAUAUAGGAUCUGGAAAUUUUGGUGUUGCUAGACUCAUGCGCCACAAAGAUACCAAACAACUUGUUGCCAUGAAAUACAUCGAACGAGGUCACAAGAUUGAUGAGAAUGUUGCAAGGGAAAUAAUAAACCACAGAAGUCUUCGCCAUCCUAAUAUUAUUCGCUUCAAGGAGGUCUCUUUAUUAUUAUUACAUUCACCUUAUGUUUUUAAUUUGCGGUGGGUUUGUCAGAAUCACCGUGAUGUUUCAGUUUUGCAGGUGGUUUUGACUCCUACACAUCUUGGUAUAGUUAUGGAGUAUGCUGCUGGUGGAGAGCUCUUUGACCGAAUUUGCUCUGCUGGAAGAUUCAGUGAAGACGAGGCUCGAUAUUUCUUCCAGCAGCUCAUCUCAGGAGUUAGCUACUGUCAUUCCAUGCAAAUCUGCCAUCGAGACUUGAAGCUCGAGAACACCUUAUUGGAUGGCAGCCCUGCCCCACGGCUCAAAAUUUGCGAUUUUGGUUAUUCUAAGUCUUCUCUGCUUCACUCUAGGCCUAAGUCUACAGUGGGAACCCCAGCCUACAUAGCACCAGAGGUUCUUUCACGUAGAGAAUAUGACGGAAAGUUGGCAGAUGUAUGGUCUUGUGGAGUGACUCUUUAUGUAAUGCUGGUGGGAGCAUACCCAUUUGAGGACCAAGAUGAUCCCAAAAAUUUCAGGAAAACCAUCAAUAGAAUUAUGGCUGUUCAAUACAAGAUUCCAGAUUACGUUCACAUAUCUCAAGAAUGUAGACAUCUGCUGUCUCGCAUUUUUGUGGCAAGUCCAGCUAGGAGAAUCACCAUUAAGGAAAUCAAGUCCCAUCCAUGGUUUUUAAAGAACUUGCCUAGAGAAUUAACGGAAAUGGCUCAAGCUGUUUACUACAGAAAAGAAAAUCCAACUUAUUCUCUACAGAGCAUUGAAGACAUUAUGAAGAUUGUUGAGGAAGCUAAAAACCCACCUCAGGCAUCUAGGUCAGUUGGAGGAUUUGGCUGGGGAGGAGAAGAAGAUGACGACGAAAUAAACGAAGCAGAGGCCGAGCUGGAAGAAGAUGAGUAUGAAAAGAGAGUCAAGGAGGCCCAGGAAAGCGGAGAAAUCCAUGUCAACUAAUAACAAGGGAACGUUUAUGUUUAGAUAGAGCUGCUAUAGAUUGUUGGUUUCCUUCGCUCUCUGGUUAAGUUCAAACUAGGGCAAGUGUGUUAUGUUCUCAUGUAUAAAAUUAAGUUUUCUGCAUAGGAAAUAAUAGUUAAAUAAUGGCUGUAAAUUUUUAAAAAUACUGUACAAGUUUGUUAACUGAGCAUAUUAUAAGAUAUAUUAAGUUCUGUUUUUUGUGUUGUAUCA